CGUAACAAUAAACUACAAUAACCACAUACAAGAGGCAACCUGCUUCCUGGACAAGACGUUCACAUUCGUUCUCUUUGUUUUCCUUCAUUCCUGAUGGCCAGCAAUAGAAAUCCCAACCCCAUGAAAGACGUACACAUAAAAAGACUACAAGAAAACUGGAAGUUGGUUGCGCAAUUUCUGGAUUUCAAAGAUAUUAUAUAUAUUCUAGAAGACAACAGAGUUUUAGACAAAAGAGACGUUGAGAUGAUUGAGGAGAAAAGCACAAAGCAAGCUUUCAAAUACUUGUUUGUAGCUCUCACUGAAUAUGGAGGAGAAAAUGGACUUAAUACUUUUGUUGAGGCUCUUAAAACAAAAGGCAAAAAGUAUGCGACAAUCAUAGCCGAGUUGUCGGAGGGGUUCAGCACAGGAGAAACGAAAGUUGAUCCUAAAGAUAAAGAUGCACAGAUAUCUACACUAGAAAGGCAGCUAAAAGAAGAGAGAAAAAAGAGAAAAACACUUGAAAAGAAACUAAAGACAAUGAAAACGGAAUCAGCUUCUAAGGACAAAGAAAUACACCGUUUGACAACUGAACUGAAUAAGGUCUCAGAACGGGUCGAGAGUUUAGAGAAUACCAUCGAUGAAAUGCGUACGUGGAAAGACGAGAUGCAGGAACUUUUGACACGAAGAGGAAUACAUUCACAAAAAAACACCGAGAGAAAUACAACGCCCAAGUCUACAAGGCCAUUAUCGGGAACUGAGCAGGUGCAAACGCCAAGGAAAACCAGUGCUCCGAAAGACAAGUUCUUGCCCCAUCUGCAGACUCCAAGAAAAUGAAAAUCAUUCAAACAGUUUUUCCAUAUUACUUUGUAGGUAUAUAUGUACCUCGAACUUGGACAAAAAACGACGAGUUUAGAGAAUUCCAUCGAUGAAAUGCGUACGUGGAAAGACGAGAUGCAGCAACUUUGGCAGGGAAUGAAACGAAGUGGAUUAAAUUCACAAACUAACACCGAGAGAAACACAACACCCAGGUCUACAAGGCCAUUAUCGCGAAUUGAGCAGGUGCAAAGGCUAAAGAAAACCAGUGAUCAGAAAGCUACGUUCUUGCCUCACCUGCAGAGUCCAAGAAAAUGAAAAUCAUCCAAACAGAUUAUUUUUUGUACGUCUCAUACAGCAAACUAUCGCAAAAUGCGACGUGCGUGAAGAACUAAUGACAGAUGUACGUAAUUGUUUUCAUACAUUAAAAUAGCACAUUUAAUGACAAA
Molecule: messenger RNA, 1241 nt
Organism: Haliotis rubra (blacklip abalone)
Lineage: Eukaryota; Metazoa; Mollusca; Gastropoda; Lepetellida; Haliotidae
Exons: 3
Coding region: 94-813 (239 amino acids)
Source: RefSeq, a predicted model, not a curated record